UGCUACAGUCGGUUGAGAGAGCUCAUUUGAAACACAUAUUUUCGUCGUGCGUGAAAUUAAACAUAACGCGACGUUAAGGAGCUCAGCAAAAUAAAUUAAAAAAAAAAACUUAAGUAAAUAAAUACAAAACAAAGCCAAAAAAUAUAACAUAAAAUACAAUAUUUUUCUAUAAGUAAGGAGGAUUAUAAGCAAAAACGACUUAUAUUAGAUAAACAACAAUAAUAUUACAAAAAUUGUGAUAAAGUAAAGUAAAAAUCAAAGAAAAGCAGAUGCAAGUGAAAAAUUGGAAAAAUUCGUCAAAUUAGAGUUGAAAAGUGAAUAUAUAAACGAAAAACUAUGGGCGUUGUAAUGUGUACAUAUUAAACUGAACGUCACUUGCAUCGGGUAAUGGAAAGAAAAUUCUGACCUCAAUAAGUUUGUAAAACCAGACGAAAAGGGCGUAGCGACUUUUUUCUGCUGUCAAUUGGCCUUCGUUUUACGUGAACGGCGUAACAAUCGUUGCAUCUGUCUCUUUGAUUGUAAGCGGCAACAGUCAGUCGUAUUAUCGUCGCGCGGUGAGUCGUUCGGUCCGUUUGUCAGUCUAUCUGUCUGUCGUUUUUAUUAAUGGCCUAUUACUGAGAAUUGUAUGUGCAAACGAGAUGGCAUAUCAGCAUAAUUCUCUCUGAGUGAAAUACUCGACCAAAAAGAACGACAAAAAAAAAACUACCUGAAAGCAGCAAAGGACCAAAUACUUCCUUUGUAGAGACGUUUGUUGUUGAUCGCUUACAGGCGUACACCCUAAAAAGAGAAAAACCGUUCAAGGGGAAUCGAUUGCUUAAAGACAUGCGGCAAUAAGGCAAUAACAGCUACAACAACAGCAGCGUGGCAGAGCUGAAUGGAUUCGGGGCAGAACGGAGUGAAACGAUAAAACUCUCAAACUCAAAGUAGAAAAGCUGAAUUGUCCCACGUCACGUCAUUAUCACGGCCCCUACAAGCUCAGCGCAGAGUGAGCCAGACACGCGGUAGCCAUAAUUGCUGCAGUCGACGCAACGCCACAGAACAACUCUAAGCCCUGAGAUGUAUGUAGUUGUAUGGUCGUAGCCAUAAACUAGCAGCUAGCAAACGAGGGCAGUCAUUAAGAAUUUUUUUCACAACGCUUGGGCUGGUCAGAGUAAACGGUCGAUUGGUUGAACGCAAAUAGAAAAAAAAAUCAAAAAAGAGAAACGUCAGCGUCGCCGUCGCGUUGCAAAUCAAAUUAAAAUAAUACUGCAGAUCGCUGCAUUUGUAACUAAAACUACUUAUACACAUACAAGCACAACAUAAUUAAAUUAAACCUUAUUAAGGCUGAGUUAAUUUUUGUAAAACAAAAGACAAUUACAAAACAAUAAAAUGCUAAGUGUAAUUUUUUUUUAAUUUUUUGUGAGUAAAGACUGAAAACAAGUAACUACAAGGAUUAUUCCAAAUAUACCAAUAAAUGAAAUAAAAACACAUAGACAAGCCAAUGCAACAGCAAAAGUCGAACAUAGUUGAAAGUUAAAAAAAACACAUACAUAUACGUGUACAAAUCGGUUGACUAAGCAAAUAAAAAAAAAUAAAUAACUAGUUCACGUGUAUGACACGCAUACAUACACAGAUAUAUGUAUAUAUGUAAUAAAUAAAUGUAUUAAAUUGCGCCUACAAAAAUAUUACUAACGCAAAGAAAAGUAAAUAUAUAUUUCUACCUAAUUACAAACUAAAAUAGCAACAACAGUAAACCUUCGUAAACUGAAAUUUCGAAAAACAGAAAAACAACAGCAACAUAUGGAUUAACGUUCCUGGUAAAUUAACAUUAAAAUACCCCAUCCACGCAUAAAUAUGUAUGCAGACGCAUGCCUAAGUGGAUUAUAAUCAUCUGUAAAUAAAAUACAUAGCAAACUUCGUGUGGACUACGCACGUAAUUACCCGCAUAGCAGCGUUCAGUAGCAGUUGGAGCAGCAGUGGCGUCGCACCAAAGUGAUUAUCUACUCGUAUUUAUAUAUAUUAUAACUGUUCAAUUCACUUGGCAACAGCGCUUGGCUAACAGUCCACGGGCACCAUUUGCCAUUUGCGCCCGUUAGAAGGUAUCGAUAACGCAUUAAACUAUCGAGACUUGCAUGAAAAUUUGUCUGCGUAUGAAACACCAGUGCCUGAAGUUGAAGAAGUUGAAGAAGUGAGAGUUUACAAAAAAUCAGUGUAAAUAUCGCCAAAACCAAAAAAAAAGAAGUAAAGAAAAGUGCGCUCGAAAUACAAUUAAUUAAAAUUUUCCCUGUCUCACUUUACCCAAAUUUGAGGAAAAUCAGUGCCAACAACAAACAAAAGUAAAGUUAAGCCCAAAUAUAAAUGCUUAUGUGUCUAACCUAACCUUGCAAAUAAAGUGAAAUUAGCAGCCAAAACAGUGUGCGCGGAGAAUGUUUGAAAGCAGUUUUAUGUGACAAAAAAAAAAAAAAAGUGGCGAAGUUUGUAGUUGAAGUCAAAUAGUAGUUUAAUCGCGACGCUUAAGACAGCAGCAACCAGAACAUAUUGCCAAAAUGACGAUGGCUGCUUGCUAUGCCAACUACGACAUGGCCUUGUCGCAUGGCAUGUCCUCGGCGGCGCUGCUCAGCGGACAGACUCAUCACCAUCACCACCACCACAAUAGUCACAGCCACAACCACAGUCAUCACCAACAGACGCAGCCCACGCAUCACCACCAACAGCAGCAACUUUAUCAUCACUCGCAACAGCAGUUGCAACAACAACAACAACACCACUCGCAAUCAUCGAAUGGUGCGCCCUCGAGCGCCGCCAUAAGUCGUUCGUCGUCCUUGACGGCGGCGGCGGCGGUUGCCAGAGGCGGUAAUGCCCCCACAUCUACACCCGCCGUCGCCGUCACCAAUCCAGUGAUUAGCAGCAGUAAUAUUGGCAGCGCUAGCAUAAGCAAUAGUCGCAGUAGCAACAGCAGCGCCGGUGCGAAUAGCAGCAGCGGUCCGUUGUCGACUGGCGCUACGGUGGCGAUAAUCAGUGCCGGCGGCACUGCAACUCCACAAAAGGACUAUUCCAUUCCAUUGCAUGUAGACUGCAGCGUAGAGUACGAAUUGCCAAAUCAACCCAAACCACCGGUGGGCCAGCGCGUCGAGCCGUUGCUAAUGAUCCAUCCUUGCUAUUUCCGCAAAAUUGAAUCGCAACGACGCAGUCCAUUUGUUAACAAUAUGCCCGCGACAGCACGCAACAGCACCGCCUUGUUGGUUAGCGGCCUGAACAGCGCCGCGACAUCGGUCAUUUCCACUACGACCGGCGCAACAGCAGUGGUUAGCUCGUCCGGUCCAACAGCGGCCAGUUCUUCGACUCGCCGUUCGGUUGGGCGUCAAUCUCAGGUUAUACAGCAACAGCAACACCAAACGCAGCAACACUUGCAACAGCAUCAAGUGGUUGCCCAAUACCAACAACAGUUGCAGCACCAGCAGCUGCGCCAGUCAUCACAGCAGGAGCAGCAACAACAACAACAGCAGCAGCAGCAGCAGCAGAUGUCACAAAUGUCGCAACAAGCGCAUUAUCCGGUGGUGGUGACACACCACCAUCACAGUCAUCACCACCAACAAUCGCAGCAACAACAAGCGACGCAACAACAAGCCAGCAUCGCCUCUUCCGCCCCAACAUCCUCAACUGCCGCCACUGGUGCCUACAUAGAGCACGCAAGCGCAGUAAGGAGGGCAGCUGCACAGCACCGCAGCAACCAAAGUCGCGCCGCCUCAGCAGUUGGUAGCAAUGCCAGUCAAGCGCAUCAGCAACAGCAGCAGGAGCGUUCAAACCAAAGUCACAGCCACAGCUCAUCUGCCUCAAUCGCCGCUGUGGCUGCCGCCGCUGCAGCAGCCGCCGUUACCUCCCAAAACCAACAGAAUAUCCUAAGCCAGAAUGCCUCACAAUGGGACCAGCUGGCAGCGAUAGCUGCGCGCUCGUCGAUGACCCCAGCAGCGGCUGCGGCAGCUGUCCACUCCAGCCAAAUGCUGGCACCCCGUAGCACACCCGCGAUAUUUGGCAAAAGUCUGUCUGCCGUGGGCAAGCGCGAUGCGAUGAUAUCGGGUGGUGUAUAUGGCGGCAGCAGUGCGACAGCUGCCACAAGCAUAGCAGCGCAUCAUAGCGGCAAGCAACAGCAGCAGCAGCAACAACCAGCGCAACAGACACAUUGCUUGCCCGCAGGUGCAAUAUGGCCCGAUCCGAGCAGUGUUGCGUCCGCUUCAGCUGCGACCUCGUCCACCGCAUCGGCUCUCAUGAUCGACCGCAGCCCGAUGGCAACAGUUCCUAGCAACUAUCAGGCCGGACCUGACACCACCCCAGCGAUAAGCACACACUACGCACGCGACGACAAACUCAGCGGCAAAUAUCGCCAGUAUUUGCGAUCACAGCGCCUGCAUCCCUACUUGUCGGCGGCAACAACGAAUGUGGCGGCCGUAGCAGCAGCGGCCAAUCUGGGACAGACAUUUUCGCAGUUCGCGGCCACACCGUCUUUCCAGCAUCUCCAGCAGAUCUCCUGCUACAACGUAUGAUCAACGUAAAGCGCUUUCACUGUAGCAGAAGCGGAAACUGUAAGUGUUCCACCAAGUGGAUAGGUGCGUGCAGCAGCAAGAUUGUGUCCACGUCGCGCCUGCCCGGUCGAAUAUACGCUCACCGGGAGGCAACGCAACGAUUUUGACGAUACGCAAUUCCAGCGUAUAUUAUCGCAAAGCUUUUUGGAGUUAACCGAUUUCGCAGGGGAUAUUCAAAGGACGAGUGGUGGUAGUUUAAUUGUAACGGCAUUCAAUAUGCAAAAAUUAUUCAUCAUUCAAAAGCGCCAAAAAUCACAUUUCGAAACAUAGAAAGUAAAAAUGCUACUAUUCAAAAUUAAAUUUAAACAGUAAAUGAAAUGAAAAAAAAAACAAAAAUAAAA
Messenger RNA from Anastrepha ludens (Mexican fruit fly), 4900 nucleotides. RefSeq names its product centrosomal and chromosomal factor (gene corto). NCBI's taxonomy places the organism in Eukaryota, Metazoa, Arthropoda, Insecta, Diptera, Tephritidae. Bases 2526 to 4520 code for a protein of 664 amino acids. The record is from RefSeq and is a predicted model, not a curated record. The transcript has a single exon.